AUGCGGGCCACCAAGCGGUGUCGGUCGACGAGCUCUUCAGGCGCCGGGAGCAGCAACGCCAACGAUGGGAGGCUCACACACGACGGCGAAGCGACUGUUCUGCAGUGCGGUAGUCAUCUUUCGUCCUGCUGCUCCUCCGAUGGGAACUCCCCGCGGCGGCGACUAGAGCUAGAUGAGGAGGGAAGCCAGAGUGUGUUACUCGAUCCCAGCAAUGUUGCGGCCUGGGCGGCGGGUAAUGCUCACUACGACGCAUCCGAUCGUACCAUCGCGCUUCCACGCAAUGCGCUUUCGAGCCACAUGAUGGUGCUGCCGCGCACUCUUCUGAAGGAUGCCACGGCCCCUACCAUCAAUGCCAUUAAUGAUAAUAGCAACGACGGCAAUAUUAAUAGCGGCAGCACACCGCAGGCGGAGCGUACACGCACGGAGGGUGAACACGGACAGCCGUCACCCGACGCCGCUGCGGAUGAUGCGCAUUGGGUGACUAGCAGUUCACCCAGGCCUGCGGUAAAUGACUUACCUGCGCUGCGUGAUGCGCCACCGCCUCCAUGUGGAGUGUCACUUCGUCCGGGCUGCAACUUUGUGCGUCUGCCGCACCCGCGCCACGGUGAACCUGCACUUUUUCUCUGUCCACCCAACACAGAGAGUGCCUCGAGGGAUGUGCACAAUGGCACGGUGCGGGCGGUGCUUUAUGAGGUGCAGGCGCAGCUACCCCCUGGGGGGUUUGGCCAGACAUGGUUUGUGAACGACACUGUGGAGCCUAACGAGGAGCUUCUUGUUGUGACGCCGUUUGACGUCACCUUUUUCGUUCUCCGUCAGGCUGCUACUCACGUCAGGAAGGAGAUGUUUGUUUCAGCGGAGGACCUUAUUAUGGGCGCGACCAAGUCUCGCGGCGGUGGUGCAGCGGCAUGGCCUGGCUGGAGAGUUGCACUGGCGCAGUGCCCUGCGCUGACCCCUGCGGUGGAGGAGAUGCAGUCUCACACGGUGCUCUCACGUAUCUGCGAUGUGAAGUCGGUUGGGGGUGACCAUUACUACCGCUUCAGUGUAGAAAAAAUGGGAGAGUGGCUGCGGGAUAAGCUUCGACGCGUGGCAAACUCCGCCGCGUUGCACGCCAUCUUACAGCUGGGUCCUCCUCCUGCAACUAGGGCUGGUAGUGUGCCAAAAGGAGGUAGUCGUGGCGGUGACGACAAGGCGACAUCGGCACCUCUCGCCACGGCUGCUGAGGUUCCGCUUCCGGUUGUCUUUGGUGUUGUGGCAGAGUACCUUGUGGAGGAAGUAUCCAGCACAGCAGCACAGUUGUGCGGGGCGGCUAGUUGA
Trypanosoma rangeli is the source of this 1314-nucleotide messenger RNA. RefSeq lists its product as uncharacterized. Bases 1 to 1314 code for a protein of 437 amino acids. Gene Ontology annotation, cellular component: ribonuclease H2 complex; nucleoplasm. NCBI's taxonomy places the organism in Eukaryota, Euglenozoa, Kinetoplastea, Trypanosomatida, Trypanosomatidae. The transcript has a single exon. The record is from RefSeq and is a predicted model, not a curated record. Gene Ontology annotation, biological process: RNA catabolic process; ribonucleotide metabolic process.